AUGACUUUGGUGGCAAGACCUAUUCCACCUACGCCUCCCCAGUCCACAGACGGAUAUCCCUUACCCGAAGAGCCCUUUGGCGGUCCUGGAGGGUAUCGACCUGCAUACAACGACAUGAGCAGGUCUGCUGAGGACAUCAGGAAUCGUCAGCAAGAGAUGCACUACGGGUCUUCUCCGUUCUAUCAUGCCCCCAGUUUUCCUCAGAACAUGCCUCCUCAAGCGAUCAUGAUGUCCGAUGCCCAGGUCACCACGCCUCCUCCGGGAUCUGAUGAAGAUCUCAUCCAGAUGGGUUCACCUACCAUGAUGGCCCCUUCUCCACCUUGGUCACAGUCCCCGCACUCUCGCGGCAAAGGACCAGUGAGGGCAGCAAACAAGCGACGCAAUCGUACCCGGAGAGAGCUCUCCGAUCCAGGUAUCAAGCUCGAUGGACCAAUCAGUCAACUGACUGAAUCGUUCCACACUACCCCUAUCAAGGACAUGGACGCCUGGGUAUCUCGAUCUGCUCUUGAGCGACAGGAUGAGGUCCGCAAGAAGAAUGGGAAGAUUUCUCGCCCCAUGAACUCCUUUAUGCUUUAUCGGUCUGCAUACGCAGAGCGCACCAAGAGACUGGUGGGUGCGAACAACCAUCAAAUCGUCUCCAAGAUUGCGGGCCAAGGCUGGAAGCUCGAGCCCAUCGAGAUUCGCCGAAAAUACGAAGACCUGGCGAAGCUAGAACGCGACAACCAUGCCGCAACACAUCCAGACUACAAGUUCUCACCCAACAAAAACCCAACCACCACCAGCCGACGCGAUAGCGGCUCGCCUGUUCUGAUACCCGGACAUCUCGGUGAGGAAGGGAGUUUCUCUGACAUGGACAGUGACCUGGGGUCGAACCCAUACCACGGGUCUUCCUACGCCCACUCACGAUCCCAAAGCUUCGAGGAGACUUACUACGACAGUAGUCGGGAUUCCUCGCCCUUUGGACCUGACUCCAUGAUGACACCGGGAUAUAUCCACUCCUCUUGGCAAAACACAAGCCACCCCAGUGGACUCCCAGUGAUGCCGCCCAGCUCCCUCCCGAGUUCCGAAUCCUACGGUGGAGAUAUCUACCACUCCAUCAGCCCUAACCAGCAGGAUAUGGGGUAUGGCUCUUCCCUCGCUGGACUCCCUGGUGCUACUCACCAUGAGUUGCUCCAGCCUCAGCUUACCCACCCGUCACACGGUCUCCCUAUGCACGACAUGGAUCCCCGCCUUCUUAGCAACGGCGGCGAGUCUUCUGGAAUUGCCACCAUGUCCGGUCCUUCCUAUUCCGCCGCUCCUGGCACAUAUUCUACCUGGGUUGACGACGCUCAACCUGGCUUUUACACAGCCUCAUCGGGGCCAUCCAUGUCUCCGAGCACUGUUUCAUACGCGCAUCCUAGCAUGACCUCGGCCUACCUUCCCAGCAUGCAGAGCCUUGAGGGUCGGGACUCCUCCUGGGAGAUGCCUCGCCAUGAGAGCAUGGCUGACCCUACUGGCGCCGAGUUCGAGUUGUGGUGCUCCGCUGAGCCCAGCUCCAAUGGCUACUAA
Molecule: messenger RNA, 1548 nt
Organism: Penicillium digitatum Pd1
Lineage: Eukaryota; Fungi; Ascomycota; Eurotiomycetes; Eurotiales; Aspergillaceae
Product: HMG-box domain-containing protein
Biological process (GO): cell differentiation; anatomical structure morphogenesis; negative regulation of transcription by RNA polymerase II
Molecular function (GO): DNA-binding transcription factor activity, RNA polymerase II-specific; RNA polymerase II cis-regulatory region sequence-specific DNA binding
Source: RefSeq, a predicted model, not a curated record